Messenger RNA from Bombus pascuorum, 3089 nucleotides. RefSeq names its product elongation of very long chain fatty acids protein AAEL008004-like (gene sit). Gene Ontology annotation, cellular component: endoplasmic reticulum membrane. The transcript is spliced from 6 exons. The coding region runs from base 309 to 1223 and encodes 304 amino acids. The record is from RefSeq and is a predicted model, not a curated record. Gene Ontology annotation, molecular function: fatty acid elongase activity. Gene Ontology annotation, biological process: fatty acid elongation, polyunsaturated fatty acid; fatty acid elongation, saturated fatty acid; fatty acid elongation, monounsaturated fatty acid. NCBI's taxonomy places the organism in Eukaryota, Metazoa, Arthropoda, Insecta, Hymenoptera, Apidae.
UCUCAGUCCAUCAGGAACGUCGGAUCACGCGAGAUCGAGGGUCGUCGCGGUAUCCCCUAAUCCACAAACGUGCAUACAUCAAUCCGACGUGCGCCGAUCUGCGUUGUAAUUUUUCCAGGCUGCUAUAAUCAAUCGUUCGUUUGCGACAACCGGGUGGUGCUUAAAGUUUGAAAGGAAAACCAAUUCUGGGUACACUCCCUCUAAGUUGGUCGUAAAUAAAUACGUAGAUAGAUGGUGGUGCUGUGACGUGAAUCGUCAUACGAUUGCCCGUGAACUAAUUCAUUUUCGUUGUUUUAGUCGGGCUUCCAAUGAAUACGAGCAGCGCACCUCACAUCGACAGAAUGUCAAAUAUCUACAACAACUCAGUGGUUCGAUUUUAUCACUAUGUGUUUCACGAUCUAUCGGAUCCUCGGACAAGAGAUUGGUUCCUCAUACCAUCACCCGUACCUGGUGCUAGUAUUAUAAUCGGAUAUUUGUAUUUCAUCCUAUCUUGGGGUCCGAGACAUAUGGAGCACAGAAAACCAUACCAAUUAAAGAAAAUUCUAGUCUUCUACAAUUUCCUGCAAGUUCUCCUCAGCUUUUGGCUAUUUUACGAAGGUCUGGACGCAGCUUGGCUUCGAAAGUACAGUUGGAAGUGUCAAUCUGUUGACUAUUCUAACUCGCCAGACGCACUUAGGGUCGCCAGAGGUGUAUAUAUUUAUUUUUUGGCGAAGCUGUCGGAACUUCUAGACACAAUAUUCUUCGUUCUAAGAAAGAAAGAGAACCAAAUCACAUUUCUUCAUUUAUAUCAUCACACUGUAAUGCCGAUGGCCUCUUGGGGCGCUACCAAAUAUUAUCCGGGUGGACAUGGCACGUUCAUAGGCGUUGUUAAUAGCUUCGUGCAUAUUAUCAUGUACACGUACUACUUGCUAGCUGCAUUACUACCUCAGUACCAGAAAUAUCUAUGGUGGAAGAAAUACAUCACGACUCUCCAAAUGGGUCAAUUCUGCUUGGCGUUUCUGCACAGCUGCCAAUUGCUCAUUUACGACUGUGACUACCCAAAAUGGUCGCUCAUCAUAAUUCUGCCAAACGCGAUGUUCUUCUACUUCUUGUUCGCCGAUUUCUACAGUAACGCAUAUAAGUAUAACGAAAACUAUUCGAAAUCGAUAGAGGGCAAAGAGAAUAGAGUCGCGAAAAAAGUGGCAAAUGGGAACACGCAAAAUGGAAAAAGGAAAACGAACUAGUCUAGAAUUCCAUGAGUAAGAAAAAAGCAACGAGAAGAAGAAAAUCGACUAUGGGAUGUUUGAAUGGAUUUACAUUCACAGUGACUGUGUUUUUGAUCCUUCAAUGUCAAUGGUUCCAUGAACAAUAGGAACUGAAUUUUACAACCUCAAAGAUUUCUUGAAAAUUCCCUAGGAAAAUCGGAAAAACUUGUUUCCUUUGUUUCAUGUCGCGUCUCUUGGCGAUAAUGGGGAAGAAGUGCAUAUUUGCGCAUAAAAUCGAUCGUUUCUCUUUGAUCGUUUGCGUACAGACUGUCAUCUACGGAGUCUUUAACUGCAUGCGUCAAUUAUAACCGUUCAAUAAUGUAGAUUUAGAGUAAUUACUAGCGAUAGGAAUUGAUCAGAAAGGGGAAAGACGCGUGAGAGUUUUAAUUGAAGUUACAUAAGGUAAAUUCACAAGAAAAACGCCACACUUGUAAUAUCUUCUAAUCGAAGAAAGAGAAUUGUAUUUGUUGCGUCUUGUCGUAACCUUGCUUGUGUGCAUGAAAAAAUAUGUUAGUACCUGCUUGACUUUCAGUGUACAAGUCUGCAUUUGUGAACCAUUAAAGCAAUAACUGUACAAAAAAUUAUUUAAAAAUUUUAUAUAUAUGAGAUAUUAUGCAAUGCUUGUUACAAGCGGAAUGGAGACAAGACCUAUUUUACUAUUUAAUGGCUUCUUAUCAAUUAGUAAACACAGAAAAAGAAUUUAAAGAACAGGAAUUAGUUCUUGUGGCAUCUUUCCCAUAAGAUGUAGGAGAGCUGCCAUUUUAGCAACGUAUCACUUUUUUUUAAUUUUUGUGGACUCUGUAUAAGAAAAAUUGAGAACUGCUUUUGCUUUUCAUAGUAUAUGAGUGUAUUAUUGUAAUAAAAAAAUUAAUCGUUUUAAUCAAUAUGAAGCCAAAUUUGUUAUUAAUCCUUAAUCAAAAAGGGUGGUGUAUUUUCUGAAUUUAUCUUAGAUUAAUAUAAUAUUUUAUAGAUUAAUAUUGAAAAUAUUCUAACUAAUCGUUUGACGAUUGAAUUUGAAAAUACAGCUUCAUUGGACUAAUUUUUAGUUUUCGUGCCCAAUUAGACAGUAUUAGAUAAAUACUGAGUGAAAAGAAUAGAUCGUUCUUCUGAAGUAUGUAGACUUACAAUAUAUUACGACGGGUAUGAAAUUGACUGGUUGGUUUUAAUGUUAGUAUAAUUUCAAUCAUUUCAAUCGUCAGUUUAUUAUCCGAUUAAGACUAUCUAGAUAGUAUUAUCGAAUAUAAGCCUUAUGACAGUCAUUUAAACGGCACGAUGUUUUAACAAGGCUGCCAACUUCUUCGAUCUUCUAUGUAAUUAUUAAUUAAUCUAAAGUAUUUUAUACAUUCCAUUUUACGAUGUAGAGUUUUUGUAAAGGGUAUCAAAUAAGUAUAAGCUGCAAAUACAUUCAGGUCGAGUAAAUAAUCAAAAUUUUAUAUUGAUUAUCGCUGAUGAAUCAACGUACCGUUUCUUACAAUGACGCAAAACAGUGAGGGAUCCAGUGGACUUUUUCACCCGCAAACGAACAAGUACGAAAUAAUUCUCAAGGAGAAACGCAGUGUAUCUCUGAAAAUAAAUCUGAAAUCUCCUGAAUUCCAGCUUCAUACCUGUUUAAGCAUCGUAACUUGUCCCGUUUUUUGUCUACAGAUUUUAGCGAACCACUCUUUCAGAAUCGAUUUGUCAUGGUGUAGACUGUGAAAUUGUAGGCAAAAAAAUGCGAGUUACGUCAAACAUUUCGGUCUUUUGUUACGCGCUUCGCUCAAAUCUUUAUUAUUUAAAUUGAAAGGAAUGUUGAUCUUGCAGUUAUAAAUGAGUGUAAUUUGAAGAAUAAACACGAUCUUUCAAGAA